CCCGUGACGUACUGAAACUAAACACGGAAGAGGAACACGGUCAAUUCUUAUGUGACAAUUGACUCAUUUAACCCACUGCAACUUCAAAACAGACUUUGAACUAAAUGAUUUAAAUUGCGGAUUAUAGCUACAAAUAGUAAUAAUUAAAUAAAAAACAAAAGACAGAUCCGUUGUUCACUUUUUUAUUCGUCAUCUCGUCUACCUCAGUACAUGCUUUUAUAACAGAUGGAGAUCAGUGAAGCGGUGAUUGCGACGGAGCGUUAUGGCUCACAGGAGUCCUGGAAAUACGUGUCGAAGGACGGGAGGAUGAGGAGGAAGAAAGAUGCGGGGGACAGCAGACUGACUGGAAACUCAAUCUCUGGUGCUUUCAAAAGUGUUUUCAUGCCACAGGGAUAUCCCGAGAGCGUCAGUGAAGAUUAUCUGCAGUAUCAGCUCUGGGACACUCUGCAGGCAUUUUCCAGCUCUCUGUCAGGCACACUUGCUACUCAGGCUUCUCUGAGGGGUGUUGGAGUUGGAAAUCAUGAAGCAACAGUUGCAGCAGCGACAAUAACAUGGCUACUCAGAGAUGGAACCGGGAUGUUGGGAAGGAUACUUUUUGCUUGGCUCAAAGGGAGCAAGUUAGAUUCUGAAGCCAAAAAAUGGAGGCUCUUCGCUGAUAUUCUUAAUGACAUUGCCAUGUUCAUGGAGAUUGCAGCCCCCCAUUUCCCACCUUUUUUCACUCUUAUCGUCUGCGUUGCUGGAAUAUUUAAGUCCAUUGUAGGAGUUGCUGGUGGCGCAACCAGAGCUGCUUUAACUGUCCAUCAAGCUCGCCGAAACAACAUGGCUGAUAUCUCUGCCAAAGACGGGAGCCAGGAAACUCUGGUGAACCUGGCAGGACUGCUGGUGAGCCUGGCACUCAUCCCGCUAGUAACUGAUAACCCUAUGUUGACAUUCACCCUGUUCUUCCUUUUCACCCUUCUCCACCUGUUUGCCAAUUACAAAGCUGUUCGGUCUGUUGUUAUGGAAACCCUGAAUGAAGCUCGACUGUCCAUCGUCCUCCAUCAGUACUUGCUUAAUGGUCAACUGCUCAGUCCGUUGGAAGCCAACCAGAAAGAGCCUGUAUUCUUGUCUUUUCAAAGAACGGUUCCAAUCAAGUUAGGUGUGAGACUUGGAGACAUUGUUCAAGAGCAAGAAGAUCUGCAGCUGGCAUUGAAGAAUAACAACAAAUCGUACCUCAUUGGAAUCAGUAAUGGGUCUGUUUGUGUAUGUCUGGGAAGUGACGCUUCUGUGCAUGAUGAAAUAUUGGCAGCAUGUCAGGCCUUGUGCCUUAGGACUGUUCUACACAAUGAUGCUUCACUGACUGGGGCACUCAAUCAGCUCUCUAACACCAAAGACCUAUGGGAAUUAGUAUCAAAAAGUCAUACGAUGAUUGAUCAUAUUUUUAGGAUGUUCCUAAAAGAACUGGAGCAAGCGAAGUGGCAGACAGACCAAACCCUAUUGGACUGGAAUGAGUGGCGUGUGGAAUGGAGGAAAAAGAGAAGCUGAAGCAAGCUACGAAAAAUGGACAUUCGUGUUGUAUUGAUGUGUCUAGUUUAAAAUGUCUGAAGGACUGAGCAGAGAUGUGAGGUUUAUAUUAAAAACAAUAAGCUAUA
Messenger RNA from Triplophysa dalaica, 1631 nucleotides. RefSeq names its product RUS family member 1 (gene rusf1). NCBI's taxonomy places the organism in Eukaryota, Metazoa, Chordata, Actinopteri, Cypriniformes, Nemacheilidae. The coding region runs from base 226 to 1524 and encodes 432 amino acids. The record is from RefSeq and is a predicted model, not a curated record. The transcript has 14 exons.